Messenger RNA from Penaeus indicus, 2332 nucleotides. RefSeq names its product inhibin beta C chain-like. NCBI's taxonomy places the organism in Eukaryota, Metazoa, Arthropoda, Malacostraca, Decapoda, Penaeidae. The transcript has 5 exons. Gene Ontology annotation, molecular function: growth factor activity; cytokine activity. The record is from RefSeq and is a predicted model, not a curated record. Gene Ontology annotation, cellular component: extracellular region. Bases 65 to 1537 code for a protein of 490 amino acids.
GCAGUGCUCAGAGAAGGGACGUACCUCCCACCCAGCGCCAGGCCUCUCUCACGUGUUUCUCAGGAUGGACGCCCGAACGUUGGCGGCAGCGACGGCCACGUUGCUCUUGGUAGCUUCGAGUCUAGCCGCGCCGUUUUCCCGCCAGUCUCCGCUCGUCGCUCGCCUCAGGAACUUACAUCGCACGGAUAGAUCUUUGGAAACAGCCGCCGCCUCGGGAGCUCCCACGUUCCCGGGGCCGAGGAGCCUGCCUGCCGCGUCGGAAAAGAGAAUCGAACGGAACCUGACGGAGACCCUCGACAGCUUGGGGAUCUGUCCGAACUGCCUCGCCAGAGCCGUCGCGGCCCUGCAGUCCAACGGCGCCUCGGCCGCCACGUCUUCGCUCGCCUCUUCGUCGAGGUCCCCGUCGAGCAGCUCGCUCAGCCUGCCGAGCGCCGCCGCCUCCUCCGCCGUCGCUGGGUCCUCCGCCUCCAUCUCGGAGCUGCUGUCCCAGGUGGUCUCGUCCUCCACCCUGGGGCUGCCGGCGGCGCUGUCCAAGGAGGAGGAGCGCAAGCUGAAGAUCGAGGUCAUCAAGGCCCAGAUCCUCGCCAAGAUGCAGCUCAGGGAGAAGCCGAAGGCGAUGCUGAAGCGGGAGGAGAUUCCAAGGGUGAUCAGCCGCGCCCUCGUGCCUGGACUCGCGACGCCCGCCACCCCGCCCACGCCCACGCCCACGCGCGCCACGAUACUGCUCUCCACCAAAAGAGUGCCGUGCAAGGGCCAUCGCCGCGACGUGUCUGCCUGCUUCCUCUUCACCCUGGACGGCUCGACCUCCGAGGGCGUGGAGGCGGCGACCCUUUGGGUGUGGGUGCUCAUGGGGGAGGGGCAGGAGGGCGCCAGCCACACGCUCACAGUCUCACAGGUCCAGGACGCCUCUCGGCACCACCACCACCACUCGGGCCGCCGGAAGGUCACCCUCGGCCACAAGGUCAACCUCACGAGGCCGGGCUGGGUGGAGGUGGACGUGGGGCGCGCGGCGGGCGGCUGGAUCGAGGCCGGAAUGCGCCAAGUGGAGCUGGAAGUGACGUGCUCCACCUGCCUCGGCGGCGGGGGCGCGGGCUCGCCGGUGUCGCUCCUGGCGGACCACAGGCCCUUCCUCGUCAUCACGUCGCAGCACGAGAAGGUCCGGAACCGGCGGUCGACGCGCGAGUGCUCGGCCUCCUCCGACGGCGGCUGCUGCAGGGAGAGCAUCAACGUGAGCGCCGCCGAGAUGGGCUGGGACGACUGGCUGAUCGAGCCGCGGAACUUCACCUUCUACCACUGCCGCGGCGCCUGCAGGCCCAGCGUGGCGUCGUCGGCCUCGGGGAACACCAGCUUCUAUAACGCCAUGCUGCAGAUACUGAUGAUGAACCAGCCCGUGAACACGCCCCUGCGCAACUCCCUGGCCCCCUGCUGCGCCCCGACCAAGUACGCGCCCAUGCAGUUGCUCUUCCAGUCACGAAACUCCGUCAAGUUGCAGACUUACACGGACUUAAUCGUCGAGUCCUGCGGCUGCAACACGUAGCCGGAGUUUGGCGCCACUACCGUAUGCCUUUCCACAGCGUCCGGACGGCUCCUGUGGCCAGCUGUCACAACUUGUAUCUUCUGCGUGUUUACUUUGUUUCCUAAGGAGAGUCUUAUCCGGAAGACGAGGGGAUAAGAAGGACAGGAUUUUUUUUUCGGAUUUCAUGUUCCUUUUAUCUGAGUUUUCAUAAUUUUUUUUCUUCCCAAUGUGUAAAUAUUUGCUUCGUUAUUUAUCACGAUGAGCUGAAAGUUGCACGCACUCAUACAAACAUAUACAGCUCUUAGGUUACUUGAGUCCUUUGCUGUGCUCUAAUAAUAGUUUUCAUCACUGUAUCAUUUUUCAUCAUGAUGUGUACUAUCACCAUCAGUUACAUUUAUUUAUCUCAAAUUAUUCCCAAAGUGAUACUCUUUGAAAUGUCGUAUUUACAUUUCUACCUUCGGAAUCUCACCACAUAUAUAUAGAUAUUAUAUCAUAUUAUCAUCAUGCAAGUACUGUGGAAACUGAAAUCAUUUUAAGUAUUCCUUGUCAUGUGGCUUUCGUCAUGUUUAUGCUUAUAAUGUCAACUUAAUCAUGCUUUUUGUUCAUAUGCGAAUGCCGUUUUGUCGUCAUUUUAUAAAGAUCAUCAAACGUCAUCAUGAACUCUUGUGAUAUUUUUUCAUAACAAUAAAAAAGCGCCGUUAGGGUAUACAUUACAUGCAGAUCAUCUUCAUGAUUACCAUUUGCAUUUAUUCAUUUAUAUGGAUUACAUCAGUCCCUCGAAACAAACAGUCAUACAAGGACAUAUAUAUGUAUCCA